AUGGCGGACAGGCGGAGCAUGGUUUCCUCAUUCCUCUGAACUCUGACCGCGACUGAAGAAAACCAAACAAAGACCGGUUAUAUAUCGGUGUCCGCCGCAGAAACCGGAUCCGACACAAGCGUCUGUUUUCACGGUCUGUGCCAGGUGAUUUUUUUUACCAGCAACAUGAGGAUGCCGUCGGUGGAGGCGGCAGCAGCAGCGAGCGGGCUGAAGCAGUGCCGGCAGGCCCAGGGUCAGCUGGAGGAUGCCAUCAAUGGUGUGACGAAGGCCGAGCAGCAGCUGAGAGAAAACGCCCGAGAGGUGCGUUCGGAGCUGCAGAGCUGUGUGAGUCGUCAGCAGGAGGCGCUGCGCUGCAGAGAGGUUUGGCUGCUGGGUCAGAUCGAGCUGCUGGAACAACUCAAGGCUGAAACUCUGCAGCAGCAGCUGCACCAACUGCACUGGCUCCGGGGUCAGUUUGACAUCAUCGCUCAUCAGCUGCAGAACUCCAACAGCAGUAACGACCUGAACAACCAGCUGACCAGCUGCAUGGAGAAGUUGUCUUCUCUGAGUCUGACACCAGAGGAAACACCUGAGAUGAGUUUCCAAGCCGACACUCGCUCUCUGAGACAGGCCAUCACCUCAUUCGGCAGCAUCACUGCACAGCUUGUUGAGGGUAUGUCUUCUCAGAUCCCCGCCCACCAGAGAGGUCAGCUGCAGACUUGUCCAAUCGCAGCCAAGAAACAGAAGACCGAGGUCGCAGCUCUGGGCGACUGGCUGCUGGGAACCCGUCCAACCAGCAGCGCUCCUAUUAGUUACCAGUCCAGCAAGAACCCUCAGGAUUGGUUGAUGUCACACAAGGAGAGCAAGACUUCCUGUCCCGUCCUGGCCUCGGUGGACUUCCUGCAGGCCUGGGGUCAGCUCAGGGACCUGGAGGCGUGGCUGCUCCGGGACCAAGCCCCCGUCAGCAGGGAGAGGACCAGCAGCAGCUGCAGCUCCUCCUCCUCCUUCUCCAUCGAGAAGAUCGACGAAUCAGAGUUCACCGUCACUCCUGAGGAGGAGGAGGAGGAAGGGGGGGAGGAGGAGCUGAACGACUGGCUCAUCACCCCACCCACUGUAGCCAUGGAGGCCAUUUCAGACGCCGAGCGGUGGCGGCAGGUGUUGAAGCCCUUCGAGGACGGCUGGGCGUGCACUGAUUGGCUGGCGGGGUCAAGCCCCCCGGCCGGCGACUGCUCCUCCUGCUGUCAGACCACCAAAGCCUUGGAGAUCGAGAACCUGGGCCAGCUCAAGUGCCUGAAGACCCCGCCUGCCACCAGCCCCGCCUCAAGCCCCACCACCCCGGCGCCCCCUGCGGUCGCCCCGGUGACGGCCCUGGAGGCGUGGCUGCAGCAGGCGGUUCCGGUGCAGCAGACCUGCAGGGCCAACGAGCUUUGCUCCGCCUACUCGGAGUGCGUCUGUGAGGAGAACUGUGGGAAAGAAGCUCUGAACGUCUGGCUGCUGCAGCAGGACGGGCGAGACAAGAACGGAGUCCCCGUGGUCAAGAACGCCCCCACAACCGAAAAAAACACCCCCACACCCUUGAAAACAGCCCCACCCACCCUGCACCACAGAGAGCAGGAGCAGAAGGUUCAAGCUAUCCUGGAGGCCUGGCUCCACCCCACCAAGACCUCCUCCUCCUCCUCUUCCUCCUCCUCCUCCUCCUGCAGGACUCCUCUGAAGGCUCUCACCUCCUCUCUCUCCGGCUGGGUGGCUCCUGAGACGGAGAAGGCCAGCAGGGAGGACCACAGCUCUGACUUCAAGCCCUCCUCCUCCCUGUUCCAGUGCCCUCUGGAUCCAGAGCUCUGGGUCCUCCCAGGAAAGACUCAGACUCCUGCUCCGGGGUCAGGAGGUCAGCCCCACCCCGCCGAGGAGGAAGACAAGUGGCUGCUGAAGAAGAGGAGUCAGGCUCAGGAGCGUCUGGCGUUACCUACAGUCUGUGACCUGUUCUCCUGUAUGAAGGUGGGCGGGGACAAAGAAAAAUGGCUGCACAAAGCUCCUGUACAGAUGUGACGACGACGAUGACGAUGUUUCUUCUUCUCACUUGAUCGCUGAUCAGCGCACACGACAAUAACAAUCUAACCAUCGCCUUCCUCCUGUGACAUCACAACGCCGAGCCGCUGCUCUCCUCCGAUCAGGAUCAGACUGAUCAGGACACUAAGAUACAAACUGUGGAGAUUAAAUAACCUUACCUCUGUCGGAGCUUUCAACCACGUCUCACAGUCUUCAUCUGGAAGGAAAACAGAACUGAUGUGGUUGAAAGCUCAGGAAAAGCUUUUAGAAUAAGAAUGUGAGUAACGGACUGAGCCUCGUUCACUUCAUCCAGAAAAUCAUGAGCUGAUUAAUAAUUAGUGAAAAUAAUUAUCUGCUGUCCUGCUUAAAGCCCUUUAACUGAUUAUUAUUAUUAAGUGAUUACUUAUAAAUCAGUUAUUAAUUAGUUAAUCAAGUCACAAACAUCUGUGACAGCUGAGGUUUGUUUUGAGUUUGUCAUCAGCUGAUCCUGACAGGAGGAGAGGGGCGGGGUUAAUGCUAGAAUGGGCGGGGUAACUCAGGGGUGGGUGGGAUUAAAGCUAAAUAUACAUAUAUAUAUAUAGUAGCCUUUAUUUUAAUGGAUCUUAUUUUAACAGCUGUUUUUAAGAGACUUUUAUUCCUUUUCUUUCGUUCUCCUGUGAACCUGCUGGAACCUCAGAGUUCCACCUCCUGUCUGCUCAGACUGCCGGCCGCCGUCUGAGCUUCAGUUUAAAUGUGAUUUUAGUCUCCAUGACGAUGCCUGUUCUCUCUAUGUGACGCGGCAUCGUUAACAGCCUGAAUCAGAAAAUGUACAGGAUCAAAGAGAAAGAACUUCCUUUCCCAGAAUGCCUUGUGUGGAGGCGGCCUGCAGUCUGUGAGCAGACGGGUGUCAUGACUCUGUUGUCAGCAGCGAUUGGUGCUUUUUAUUGAAGCUCUGCUGUGGUCUUUGGGGGGGGGGGGGGGGG
This is a messenger RNA of Seriola aureovittata, 2987 nucleotides long. It is a transcript of the gene ncoa4, whose product is annotated as nuclear receptor coactivator 4. Gene Ontology annotation, molecular function: transcription coactivator activity. The coding region runs from base 166 to 2025 and encodes 619 amino acids. The record is from RefSeq and is a predicted model, not a curated record. Gene Ontology annotation, biological process: response to hormone; intracellular iron ion homeostasis. The transcript is spliced from 11 exons. NCBI's taxonomy places the organism in Eukaryota, Metazoa, Chordata, Actinopteri, Carangiformes, Carangidae.